CUAUUUUUCUUCUAAUAAGUUCUGCAAGUUGUUCGAAUGAAUGAAGGAGAAGGCAAUGCUAGCUACUCCACCAACUCAGCCUUUCAACUUCUCUCUCCCUCUCUGAAUAUUUAUAAUUGUAAGUGUUGUUCAGCUAAAUUUGCAUGUCUUUUCUUAAAACUUGUAGAAACAGGCGAUGUUAAAGGCGAAGCACAUACUGGAAGAGAGCAUAAUAGAGCUAUGCAACAGCGGAAGCCUUACUGGGUGCAUAAGAAUGGCGGAUUUGGGUUGCUCUUCGGGGCCGAAUACUCUUCUGUUGGUGAAGCAAACUAUAGAAACAGUGGAUUUGAUAUGCAAGAAGUUGAACCGAGAAAUACCCACACUCCAGGUGUUCAUGAACGAUCUUCCUGGAAACGAUUUCAACGCCAUUUUCAGGUCGCUGCCAAGCUUCUACGAGCAACUGCCGCUCUGCAAGGACAAGUGCUAUAUCGCCGCCAUGCCUGGCUCCUUCUACGGCAGGCCUUUCCCUGAUCGUUUUCUUCACUUCGUCCAUUCUUCCUACAGUCUUCACUGGCGCUCUCAGGUUCCUGAAGGGCUCAGAAGCGAGUCGGGAAGUCGAAUGAACAAAGGGAACAUUUACAUAGCGAAAACAAGCCCGCCAAGUGUUCGACAAAAUUACUUGGAUUCGUUCCGGAAAGAUUUCACGCUGUUCUUGAGUUUUUGCUCGGCGGAGAUGGUCACCGGAGGUCUCCUCUUCCUCACUAUCGUCGCCACGGGCGAUUCGGACGGUCACCUGAACCAGGGGCGGAUCCAGCAUUUUAAAGUGGGGUGGCCUAGGCUAGGCAGCUCAAAUUUAAAUUCGACGGGGCUAAUAGAAGAGUCAAAGCUGGAGAGCUUCGAUUUGCCAUACUAUGUGCCAACCAUGGAGGAAGUGAGGCAAGUGGUUGGGGAAGAAGGGUCGUUCGAGUUGCAUAGGCAUGAGACUUUGGGAGUGGCAUGGGAUAGUGGUAUUAAUGCUAGCAUUAAUUAGCAAUGAGUGCGAAUGCACAAGAGGGAGAAGGGUGGCAAUGAACAUAAGGGCUGUGGGAGAGCCCAUGCUGGCCAGCCAUUUUGGAGGCGAGAUGAUGGAUGGCUUGUUUGAGAGAUUUGCAGCCAAGAUAGAAGAGUACUUGAAAGUAAAUAAAGGGGAGUGUGUAACGAUGGUCAUCUCCAUGACC
Messenger RNA from Diospyros lotus (date-plum), 1196 nucleotides. RefSeq names its product probable caffeine synthase MTL2. Gene Ontology annotation, biological process: methylation. Gene Ontology annotation, molecular function: S-adenosylmethionine-dependent methyltransferase activity. The transcript is spliced from 3 exons. The record is from RefSeq and is a predicted model, not a curated record. Lineage: Eukaryota; Viridiplantae; Streptophyta; Magnoliopsida; Ericales; Ebenaceae. The coding region runs from base 176 to 1009 and encodes 277 amino acids.